CAGGAAAUGAUCCACCCUAAAAUCUGACGUGGUUUCUGUUGUCUCUCUCUGAUGUUUUUGUCCAGGUGUACUGGGUCACUCCUCGGCACUAGGACCCAUCAGACCGAUUGGUCGGUAAUAUUUCGGCGCUAGGACCCUCCGGCUCCGUGAUCGUCUCUUUGUCUCCACCAGUCAGCGCCUCCUCCUCCUCCUCCUCCUCUCCGUCCUCUCCGUGGGCUCAUUCCGUGUCUCUCUCCAUCAGCAGCGGUCUGGAUGCUUGCAGGGACAGAAACAUGGCUGUGAAUCUCGGCAAGAACAGACUGGCCCUGCUGACCGCCUACCAGGACGUCAUUGACGAGACCUCGGACACCGACUGGGCCUUGUACACAUAUGAGGAUGACAGUAAUGACCUGACACUCUCAGCAUCAGGAGGAGGCGGCCUGGCAGAGAUCACACUGACCUUUGACAGCGGCAGGGUGAUGUACGGCUUCUGCAGCCUCAAGGAGCCCACCGCCGCUCUGCCACGAUACAUCCUCAUCAACUGGGUCGGGGAAGACGUGCCGGAUGCCAGGAAGUGCGCCUGUGCCAGCCACGUCGCCACCAUCGCAGACUUCUUCCAGGGGGUGGAGGUCACCAUCAACGCCAGCAGUCUGGAUGACAUCGACCCGUCAGCCAUCGGCCAGCGGCUGACCAACGGGACGGUGGCGGUGGCGAGUCCGGUCCUGAGCCGCCUGAGGACCCGGGACGAAGAGCACGGAGACGUGGGCACCGUGUACCAGAAGACCAACGCAGAGGUGGAGAUGAAGAAAAUCAAUAGAGAGGAAUUCUGGGAGCAGGCCAAGCGUGAGGAGGAGCUGAGGAAGGAGGAGGAGAAGAGGAAGGCGGCGGAGGAGCGGCAGCGCUUCGAGGACGAACGAAUGGAGCUGGAGAGGAAAGAGCAGGAGAACCGAGAGAAGAGGUACCGCGAGAGGGAGCAGCAGAUCGAGGAGCACAGUGUGUUGGUGUGUGAGAACAGGAAGAAGAUGCAGGAGGAGGAAGAGGCCAGAGAGAGGCUGCGGAACCAGGCGACCGUAGCAACAGAGCCGAGCAUCGAUGACCUCAGCCUGGACAAGAAGGAGUCUGAGGUGGAGGAGGCGAAGGCCAUCAUCGCUCAGCGGUCAGGAAACCCGCGGGAGUUCUUCAAGCAGAAGGAGAGAGCCAUGACCAUCAGUGUGGACACCUCGCCCGUCUCCAUCCACAGGACCGGGGACAAUGACGAUGAAGCGAGCACAGAGCGCAACAUGGCCGCCGUGUCACCCAUUCCUAAAAUAGUCACCACACCCAUCAAAGAGGACGUCGGCAGGGAGGAGGAGGACGGCAGAGACAAGUGGGAUUCGGUGCCAAAGCAGGAAGAGACACCGUUGGUCCAGGAGUCCACGUCCGCCAAGCCUGUGCAGAGCGUCGCCCCGCAGGCCCGCGACUCCUCCGACUUCUCGGUGUGGGAGUCUGGGACAGACAGCCUGGUCAACCUGUGGGACAGCAGCUCUGCUCCUCCCGCAAACCCUUCCCAGACCUCCCAGUCCUCCGAUCUGGUGGACCUGAUGGGUGACGCCAGUGUCCUUCACGAUGAUGCCCCGCCUAGCGCCGCCGCCACCAGCGGCCGACCUCAGCCCCUCCUCAGCUUCGAUGAGAUAAUGGACGGGACUUUCUGCUCGAGCACCGGCGCCGAGGACGACCCCUCCAGUCUGGUGGACGUGACAUGCCCUGACCAGAUGACCCUCAGCUACCAGCAUGCACUGCAGCAUGCGUCCGGGGAGGGGCAGGAGCUGGACGACGGACAGCUGCUGAUGACCAACGGGGAGACACUGCUGAAAGAAGGGACACAGGCGAGCGAGGGAUACUUCAGCCAAUCACAGGAGGAGGAAUUCGGCCAAUCAGAGGAGUCCUCGGCUAAACCAGCGCCGGUCUUUUAUAACAAGCCACCAGAGAUUGACAUCACGUGCUGGGACACGGACCCCGUGGUCGAUGAUGACGACGACUGACCGGCCAAUCAGGCGCCACCACAGGACCAAGAGGAAGUAGGAAGUGCGCUUCAUGAAGAAACAGAUUUUUUUUCUAAAAAAAAAAAAAAAAAAAAAAAACACAAACAAACAAAAAAAAGUAAUAAUAAUAACAAGUCUUGCAUCAAAACUACUUCUGUAUUAUCUUUUAGAGGAACAGAAAACGUAGCCACAGAAAAGAGACGGAGUUUGAGUUGCAGAUGGUUUGAAAGGCUCAGUUAUGGGUUUUUUCUGUGUGUUUGUUAUUUUAUUUAUUUGUUUUUCUUUUUUUUUUUUUUUUGCUAUGCAGAUGUAAUAGCUGGGAGCGGGGACUUUUGUUUGUGUACGAGAUUUAUUACACGUUAACGUAGCGUGCUGCUGCAUAUUAGAGACAAUGAAGUUCGGUGCGCGGCGGCGGCCGGCACAGCUAGUCUGUAGUGCUUUAAUAACACCCUAUAAAACUAAUACAGUGGAUCAUUACAGCUGCCAUGUAUAUCUUCACUCUCUUUCUUUUCUUACCUCUUUUUCACCUCCCUCCUUCCUUCUGCCUUCCUCCCAAAAUCUUCACCUCUGCAAGUCAGUUAAUCUUGUAUUUAGGCCUCAGUCAGUGGAAAAAAGGUGAAAUCUUUUAUUUAUUCUGGUGCAUCUGAACUUCUUCUAGCGACAGAGCGAGAAGAGGAAGUUCACUCUGUAGAUGAAAUUCCUUGAACACGUCAAAUUGUGGCUCCUUUUUGACCUUUUUCACCCCUUUUGUAUGAUUUUAAGACUGAAUUCAAGAUUAAAUGGCUUGUAAAUCUG
Messenger RNA from Toxotes jaculatrix (banded archerfish), 2795 nucleotides. RefSeq names its product drebrin 1 (gene dbn1). The transcript has 14 exons. Gene Ontology annotation, molecular function: actin filament binding. Gene Ontology annotation, biological process: positive regulation of axon extension; neuron projection morphogenesis; positive regulation of dendritic spine morphogenesis. The record is from RefSeq and is a predicted model, not a curated record. Gene Ontology annotation, cellular component: actin filament; site of polarized growth; lamellipodium. Bases 273 to 2000 code for a protein of 575 amino acids. Lineage: Eukaryota; Metazoa; Chordata; Actinopteri; Toxotidae.